UGGUCACCCCGUGGUGCCCUUAUAAAACUCAACAUUUACCCUACUCACGCUGGCUCGUGCCCACCCUCACAGUCGGGCAUAUUUGCGGAAUACACCACGCCGCCGUUGACCCUGGCCAUUGACCGAGCAACCCAACGCUCCUACCAGCUCCCUCCCUCCGCAGGAAUGUGUUAAUGCGUUCGCCACCUAUAUUUUUUUUCGCAAGUGUUCUUUACAGUUUUCUGAAGUGUCAAGAGUAGCCGCUCGCUCUUUACCCAUCCGCUUCGCUUCUCUCCGUGUUAGCUCGGUAAGCCUCCUAAGAGUGGAGGAUGUUGCCACGCGUAUCAAUACCACAAUUUCAGAGAGGGCGUUAUGUUGCAGGAUAGCGACCACGCUCCGUUGCGCUGGAACCAUAUCUCACGGCGCACGUAAUCCAGCAUCCAUCAGAAUGGAAUGAAUUAUAAUCUCCCCUCCUCAAGCCAGAUUUUAGCCUCGGACUCCCAGGACCCAUGGGCUGAUGCAAAGUUUUAGCCAAUGCGGCUACCUUGCUGCGUGUCGUACAAGUGCUUUUAGGCUCUUGCUCAUCAACGGAAGAGACAGAGUAGGUGUGAAUAGCCGACUUGAUGAGGCACCUCGGUAAAGCAAUCCUUCCCGAUGAAUGAAACGAUCGUUGUGUUCGGCUAUGUUUUGCUUUUUUUUCUUCCUUUUCCCCGCUGAUAAUAUUCGGAACAUUACUCACCAAGGUAAGAUGCAUUUGAAGUUUUUGGGCCAAAAACAGAUAUGAUCUCGAAAUAUAAAAACACAGCAAUCUAAUCUGACCAUCUCCGCCCACAUCAUUGGCACAAUAUGCUCAAAAUGUGAGCACCUGUUUUCGAAGCAAAAGAAAUGGCUCAUUUCCCACUGGACCUGGGUGGCCUUGUGUUACUUGAUGUCAUUGCACAUUUGUGAGAAAGCCACCAGGAAGAGCAGCCCAUUCUCUUUAAUUUCAGCCCAUAACCUUGACAGGGAUGUCCCCUGCCACUCCACCGUACCCAGACCUCGGUCCCUUUGGAAAUCAUCGGCUCACCUAUUGACAAGGAGCUGUUGUGCUUGAUGGAAAGCUCAAGGAUUUAUGCACCGUUCCAUCAAGCCCUUACCCUCCCAACUUCUUACUCACCCCGCCACCCACCAAACCACACCGCACCCUCAUACCUCACCCUGCCACGAGUCACCCUCCAUAAUCCCCAAAAGGAAUAAGGCGACCGUGCGAUGGACGCGUUUGUGGUUUCACACACACUGUGCAAAUUGCGGACUCAAGAUAUAAUUCAGGAAAUUGGUUAUUACUCGAAUUAUAUUAUAAAAUCUUUACACGACAAUUACUUGAAUACCAUCCUGCUUUAACAAGGAGCUUAGGAAGGGUUUGACUGUUUUUUGGGGAUUUUGUGUUCCCAGGAUACUGCUAGCAAAUUUUCAUAUAUUCAAACGUUAUCAAAUUUAUACCCAUGCACAAUAUUUGGGUAUUUCGAGCACUUUGAGUAAAAUAACCACUUAGAAAAGUGAUCAUUGUGGGGUCGUUUGACUAUACUUCAUCAUGCUGGUCAGUGUAGGUUGGUGAAAGGUGGAGGGGAGUGGUGGGGGUGAUUCUGGAACGGUUCAGGUAUCAGCACUGAUGUUAGCUAUGGCUGGGAAUCUUAAGUCUGGUUGAUGGGUCCAUAGGUACGGCACGCGAACCACUGUUCCAUCAGUCCACCCCAGUGGGUAAAAAGUGAUAAUCGUAAAGAUGUCGUUUUUCCAGUCGUUAGCGUAUACAAAUUGUAGCUGCGGGUUUCCUUAGAUAAGGCAAUCGCAGGUCUCACGAUGUACGGGCAUCUACACCAUUAGAGGCGCUCAUUCAACCACAGUCAGCAAACAGCAGACAGCCCACAGGAACUCGCAUUGGAGACAGCAAAAAUGCAUAAAUUGAGAUGACUAAUCUCUCAACCAGCCUGUCAGGUGCUGCGGUGGCUUGUGCACACCCAUAGCACGGGAACAAAAAGGGGAAGCGAGGUGUGUUUAAGGCAGGACACCUUCAGAGUCGCAGGUGAAAACUCGCACUGCAGUGUCCGAGACCCAUUAUCCAAAUGUGUUCAGUUUUGUUAAUGACUGGGCCUUUCGGAAUUUGAUCAUUCAAUAACAAGGACUAGAGCUUUGAAGAUACAGUGGUAAGUUUUUUUAAAAUAUAUUUAUAUUAUGUGUGCCUAUGACAAGACCACGUGGAAUGUGACUAAUUCUCGUUAGAACUUUGCAGGGUUGAGCUUCGGUAAGUGCUUGCAUGGGUGGCCACUGUGCGCUAUGUGGUGUGCAGCAGCGAGUAGUGCAGCAAGCUACAUUGUUGGACUGAACUUUAAUCUCCCCACUUCUCUGCUCCCCGACUUCACUGACCUGUGCUGACCAGCAUGGUGAAGUAUGGUCAAAUAAUCCUCGUGAUCUGCGUAUAAUGCCUGGCAGUAGAUUAACAAUUGAUAUUUUGUUGAUUUUCUUUUUUCAUAUGGAAUUAAUUUGAGUUAUAGUUAUGCAUUUCUCUAUUAUGGAUUUCUUUCUGAGUUGGAAAUUAAAUCUUGAUAAUUAAAUUUUAAGUUUAAUGACAAUUAAACAAAAAUGUCAGCAUAAACUUUGUAAGAUGAGUUAAGCCUGACAAAUGGAAAAUACAAGUCAUUUUCACGAAACCAAAUGUUUAAAAGUUUAGCCUGCUCUCAAAAUGUUUGGAAAAUAGUACGUCAAGCGUUGUAUUAUUGUUGGACUGGCUCCUGUGUGGGAUUUGGGAUUUGUCAGUAAGUCUUAAAUUUCGGCACAAAUCCUACAAAUGGAAUUGGGCUAAAAGUGGGACCAUAAAUUGAACCCAACACUGCCCCUCCAGCCUACCGUGUAACUGGUUAUUUUCAUCCCCCACAGUUUUACACGCUCAUUUUAAAUGUAUCGAUUUAUUUAAAGAAUUACACUGGCAUGGAAAAUGCCAUUAACCUAGAGGUUAAGGCAUGAAUCAUGAUGUGGUGAUCAAUGACGCUCCGUUCCAGCUAUUUUUUGACACAGUGGUGUUAGCGUGCCGUACCUAUAACCUGGAAAAAUAGUGAAUGUUCUCUCGACGGUUAACGUGCAACCAAGCAAAUAAGUAAACUCGCCAACUCGCUGUUAAAAAAAAUCUGCAAGCUGAAAGAUCUGCUGCAUGACUCAGCUAUUUUGAGAAAAUGUCAAUAAACAGAGAUGUUUUUAAGCGCUGCAUAGCUUCUUUUUGUCUGAGAGGGUUCCAGAUUUUUUUGGUACAAUAAAUAUUAUCACUGGCGCAAAAAUAAUCGCUCAAAUUGCAGAACAGUUUUAAAGUGGUCUUUUCAAAGUCUACCAUUGUAAAUCUACGUAAGUGGAUUUAUCAGUGGACGCAGCUAUUCCACUUUUACCAACACAUAGCUGAGAAUGAGGGUUUUCUCGCUCAGCACGAACAAAAUUGUUUAAUGUCAACAACACAUUAAAAUUCCAGGUGGCAUUCUCAUUUGAAAAAUUGUCAAACAGCCAGUUUACUAUUAUCAAUGUAAAUUUAUGUGGCUCUGUAAAUACGGUGACUUAUAGUCCUUUUUAUUAACUUCAAUUUUAAUGGAAGGGCUGAUGUUUACUAGUUAUGAACCAUGAUUGGGCCGCCUUUGCAUUCGUUAUAAAAAAAAAUGUUAAACAAAUGCCUCUGCUAAAUAAAAGCUCCAUCAAUCCGCCCAAAAGAACUCUGUAGUUGAAUUAAUUCCCAUCUUCAUACGCGAUGCGAUGUCUAUGUUGUGCAGCUGCACUAAGGUGGGAUGUGCAGCAAAUUUAAAUAUCGCAUUACAUCAGCGCUAUGGCGAGCUACACUGCAGCACUAGGGCGUUACCCUGAACAGCACAGGCAUCAAGGGAGAAGCCAAUAGCAGCUUCUUAACCAUUAACUGCACACAAACACACAACUGCUGCCUGUGUGAAGAAUGCCCAAGCGCCCUAGAAGCCAGACACUCGCCCAUUUGAACCCAGCUCGUGUACAUUUUUGGUCUCCAAUAAUUCAGCACUCAAAAUGCCCUUUCAACGAGCUCCCUGCAAUGUAAACUCCGGUAAAUUGCAGGCAGCUGCGCCGAUCAUCGAAAUUGACGCUGCGCGCGAGAGGGUGGGCCGCCUCUUAAAGCCGACGAGAGGGCACUUUUUGCCGCACUGGAGAUACUGCAAAGGGUUAAUCAUUGGCCCUGCCUCGUCACCUGACCCCACGUUCCCACUCCCUUAAUGCAGACUUGUUCAACACAGAGUUGCCACUGGAUCUGAGCGGCAUUUAGCGCUCGGUCCUGAAUGGUCGGGCGGUUUCCUUUCGUCCGAUGUUCUUUUUUCGGGGAGCAUAGCUGUCAAGAAAUCACAAGUAUGCCCGCGACGCUGCUGAGAUGCCUCUGCGUAUGGUCAGAGUGUUAAACCUCUUGAGCGGCAUCCACUGUGGAUGUCGUCUCUUCCACAUCUUCCUGAGAAAACUACUCUUCGGCGUGGAUGUUGAGGCACAGGGCCCAGAGACGGUCACGUGCACAGACGGCUCGCUCAGCCGAGACGCCACGGCGGCCUGCUCCCCGGCCCGCGCGUGCGACGACGCCUCGGCCCCGCCAGGCGCCUCCGCCCAGUCGCGGCAAUCAACGUCGCGCAGGGCCAGCUUCCAGCGAUCCAACUCGGCGCUGCGCCGGGCACAGCAGCAAGCGGACGACGGGACCACGGCUGCGACAGCCGCUGCACGGCGGAAGCACUCGCUCGCCGGGAGCUACGAGCUCUCCUCCGACCUGCAGGAUAAACAGGUGGAGAUGCUGGAGCGUAAAUACGGGGGCCAUUACAUCAGCCGCCGUGCAGCGUGUACCAUACAGACCGCCUUCCGAGAGUACCAGAUGAAGAAGCAGUUCCGGAGGAUCCGGGACUCCAUGUGUGAGAACCGCGUCUCCAAGGGCACUCGGAUGCAGCUACCGACCCAGGAGUCCCCCAUUGCGGGGAAGGCGCCACCACAAGGAGGACUUGCACCCACAACGGCCGUGACGGCCGUGAUUGCGGCCUCCACAGACCGGAAGUCCGAGGGCAAAGAGGGCCCGAAGCGGACGCGGCAUGGCGGGCGACAACAGGGAGACACAAUCACGGAGCUGGAAGACGCCUUCUCUAAGCAGGUCAAGUCGCUUGCGGCCUCCAUCGACGAUGCGCUCAACUGCAGGGGCCUGAGCAAGUCGGACGAGGAGAAGCUGGACUCGCGGUCGGCGGGGAACGAUGGCGGCUCCUCGACGCUGACGCUCCUCCCCAAAGACGAGCUCGCGGAGGACCCCAGCCAGGUGGACGACGGCAUCGUGAAGGACAAGCUGGCCGCGUCGUACAGCGACAUCACGCUGUACAUCGACGAGGACGCGAUCACGCCGCCGUCUCCGACAAACCGUAUCUCUGCCGCGCCAGCAGUGGCGACGGCGGCGGCCGCGUCGUUUAUUGCCCCAGACAGAUUCCACUCGGGGUGCAGCAUCUCCGAGGGCAGCCAGACACACACGUACGUCAGGAGCACGUUCCCUAAAACGACCGUCGCCUCCCAAACCGUGAACAUGGCCAGGGACAUGCGGGCGAUGCCCAUCGUGGAGAAGGCCCAGGUUCUCAUGGACUCCUUGAGCCAGGACGUGCCGAGGAAGCAACAUCUCUCGGCCCACCCCUUGAGCCCGAAGAGCCCCUCGCGGGGAUCCGUCGACUCUGGCUCGCUACCCGGGGCCAGCACGGCGCGGGUCCUACCGCCGGAGGCCCCCUCCGCUCUGCGGCAGGCUGGGGUCCUCAGCCUGGGCGUCAACGGGAGAAGGCAGAGCAAGGCCGACUCGGACUUCUCGGACGCCGACAACGACAGCAUCAACAGCACGUCCAACUCCAACGAGACCAUCAACUACGGGUCGGAGACGUCAUCGCACACGAGCGCACGCGACCCCGCGCUCACGCGACCCGGCUACCACAAGGACGCGCAGGGGGGCUGUGACUCACCCGCCUUCAGCAACGACAUCAUCCGCAAGCGGCAGUAUCGCAUCGGACUCAACCUCUUCAACAAGAAGCCGGAGAAAGGAGUCGCCUACUUGAUGGAGCGCGGCUUCGUGCCCGACACCCCCGUUGGAGUCGCGCACUUCCUCCUUCAGCGCAAGGGGCUCAGCCGCCAAAUGAUCGGAGAGUUCCUGGGCAACCGGCAGCGCGCCUUCAACCGCGACGUGCUGGACUGCGUGGUGGAUGAGAUGGACUUCUCGGGCAUGGAGCUGGAUGAGGCGCUGCGAAUGUUCCAAGCUCACAUCCGCGUGCAGGGAGAGGCGCAGAAGGUGGAGAGGCUCAUAGAGGCCUUCAGCCAGCGCUACUGCAUGUGCAACCCGGGCGUGGUGAAGAACUUCCAGAACCCGGACACCAUCUUCAUCCUGGCGUUCGCCAUCGUGCUGCUCAACACCGACAUGUACAGCCCCAACGUGAAGCCCGAGAGGAAGAUGAAACUCGACGACUUCGUCAAGAACCUGAGGGGAGUCGACGAUGGGGCGGACAUCCCUCGGGAGAUCCUGGUGGGCAUCUAUGAGAGGAUCCAGCGUGGAGAGCUCAAGACCAACGAUGACCAUGUUACGCAGGUGGCCAACGUAGAGAAGACCAUCGUGGGCAAGAAGCCGGUGCUCUCGCUGCCACACCGCCGCCUCGUCUGCUACUGCCGCCUGUUCGAGGUGCCAGACCCAAACCGACCUCAAAAACUGGGCCUCCAUCAGCGAGAGAUUUUCCUCUUCAAUGACCUGCUUGUGGUUACAAAAAUCUUCCACAAGCGGAAACAUUCGACGAGUUACAGCUUUCGCCAGUCGUUCCCCCUGUACGGAAUGCAGGUCCAUCUCUUUGAGAAUCAGUACUAUCAGCACGGGAUAAGGCUCGUCUCAUCGACGCCUGGCUCAGAAACAGAAAUCCUCGUCAUCUUCAAUGCUCCCAAUCCUGAAGACCGCAAAAAGUUUGUGGAGGAUCUGAAAGAGUCGACUUCAGAGGUGCAAGAGAUGGAAAAGUACAGAAUAGAAGUCGAGCUGGAGAAGCAGAAGGGCAUCAUGAGGCAGACGUCAGCACAGGGGCAUGCUGGGAAGAGGAAGGAGGCGACAAAUGGGGGCAUGCCCCGAGGCAGCCUGGAUGACAGCUGCAUCGUGGGCGGAGAGGCCCUCAAGAGGAGUGCGCUGAGUAGCUCUCUGCGGGACCUCACCGACGGAGGAAAGCGGGGACGGCAUGGAAGUAUAAGCACACUUGAUGGUCAAGCAGAGAGCCCUGGAAUGAGUAGUCCAACCCCGCCAAGGAAGGCAUCAACGGCAGACGCGGACAGCCUAACGGCCUCCUCGCACUCCCGCCUGUCCAACUCGUCCUCCUUCCGACUAGGGACCAUCUUCGGCUCGCUGCGCGGAAAGUCAGUCACCCAGUCGAGUCGAGGCCGCUCGGCUUCCCAGCAAUCCGAGGCGGCAGUGGCCGCGUGCGUGGCGGCGGCGGCGGCGGCGGCCGUCGCGGCCCCGCUCGUAGCGCAACCUCAGCAGCUUUUCGCCGCGUCGCCGGCAGAAUCGGCCCAGGCGCCGCCGCACAGUCCCCGGUCGGCUCGGGCCGAGCGGCUGCCGCCACCGCCGCCGUCGCAUCAUCAGCAGCAGCAUCAUCAGCAACAGCAGCGCCAGUACGCUCACAAGGCGGCGCAGCAGCAGCAGCAGCAGAGUCCUCGAAAGCCAACACUCUACCCAGAAUGAAACCACAAGAUAAGCUCCCGAAGAGCUAAGAGAGGACUUGGAAGGCUCAAGUGUCUCUGUAUAAUCCUCAGCGAGAACCCUGGGCCGGUCGUCAGGCGAUCGGGCAGGGAAAAAAAAAAUGGUGCAAGCCAGGCGAUGUGCGUACACUCACAGCAUAGGGACCUGCUUCCGAUAUCCUCUGCCGUCGACCGAGCUACAUCAUCGGCUGCCAUGCCAGGAUGUCCAGUGAGAGCCGCCCGCAAGAGGAGAGACAACAUGAUGCGCUGUGCAUUUGAAGGAACCGAUCUCGAGUUCCAAGCGAUGUUUGUGUGGCGACUGCACUCACGGCAUCCGUCCUGACAUUUUGACGUCGAGGUGCCGUCAAUUUGGGUCCAGCGAGGAGGGUGGGCGGGGCAAGAGAGAGCCUGACCGUGAACGACACCUCUGCUCUUUCCUCAAGCGCACUCCCAACGUUCCACUGCCCAAGGCCGGACGCCUCGGUUAAACUCCACUUGGUUGUGGCUGAAGUUAGCGGUGGCAAUGAUGGCGUGUUUGUGUGUGGUUUGAUUAACGGCUGGACAUUGGCAACCUAAAAGUGCAUUCGGUGUUGAUACAAUUCGGGCUCAUCAACGAGGAAGCUAUACGUCAUGAAAAUGUUAUGUUUUGUUAAAAAUUUAAACGUUCACAAAAAAAUUGAACGAAUACUUAAAUCAUUUAAAGUGGCUGGGAAUAUUUAUAUUACAAACGAUUUAAAUAACUCUAAUUUAAAAGGUGAUCUGAUAAUAUUAUUCAGCUGGAAAUUGAAAAAAAAAAACGCGAUAGCUCAGGAAGGUGCAGAAGGUUUAUCGGAGGCCAAGGGCUGAAGAAGGGAACUUUAUCAAGGGCGGUCGUGUCUCGCGAAAUCUUUGCGUGAGUGCAAACUCGACGGGAACACACACGUACGUUGUGUGAGGUCAAAGGUCAAAGAGCAAGGGGCUCACACUCAGCCAAGGCAACCUUUUGCAUGGUCCUGAUAUGACCAGAAAAUGCUAAAGCAUGAGAUUAGAGGUCGCGAUUAAUGUCUAUUGAACUAUUACGGUAUGUGUUCUAAAGGAAAUACAGUAUAUGGUAUCUUACUAAACAACUUGCAUUUGACGUUUCUUUAUUCUGGUCUAAUUAUUCUUUCGAGGACCUUUGUAAACUUCACUAGUACAGUGCUGUGUCGUUAUUGCAUUGGGUUUUUGUUGUUGUUCAAAUGCAUAUAUUUGAAACACCAUCGCACAUUUACGGAAGCCCCGCCACAUUACCCAACACCCAUGACACGAAUGUAUUCCCCUUUGCUGUGCUUCGGUCACAAAUGAAUAACAAGUCCAACGAGAGGGCAGACAACAUUCAAAAAACCGCUGCGGUUAUGUCGACAGCCGAACAACGCGAGGUCUACGCGGAAGACAUUCGCACAGGGCACAAACCAUGGUCGCAGCAACAAAAAACUUCCCCCCCCCCCCCGUACAUUUUCGUGCACGUUUCCAUGCAAUUACUUUCCGCGCUGCAGGCAGAGUGUUGAUUAAACUGUUUUCUUUCCUCUC
Messenger RNA from Petromyzon marinus (sea lamprey), 9255 nucleotides. RefSeq names its product IQ motif and SEC7 domain-containing protein 1-like. NCBI's taxonomy places the organism in Eukaryota, Metazoa, Chordata, Hyperoartia, Petromyzontiformes, Petromyzontidae. The record is from RefSeq and is a predicted model, not a curated record. Gene Ontology annotation, molecular function: guanyl-nucleotide exchange factor activity. Gene Ontology annotation, biological process: actin cytoskeleton organization; regulation of ARF protein signal transduction.